Molecule: messenger RNA, 2923 nt
Organism: Metopolophium dirhodum (rose-grain aphid)
Lineage: Eukaryota; Metazoa; Arthropoda; Insecta; Hemiptera; Aphididae
Exons: 3
Coding region: 276-2384 (702 amino acids)
Source: RefSeq, a predicted model, not a curated record
UGAUAACAAAGUUGUUGUCUGUUUAUGUUUACUUUUUCUCGUAUAGUCGUAUCAAAAGUUUAUGAGAAAGAGUGCAAAACUGCAAAGUGUAAAAUAGGUACUUGGUGUGUUCGAUAAUUACAUGGCACGGUUGGUUUUUAUAGAGGAUUUAAAAUUGAUCAGUCCUUUAGUCAAUGAGUAAUGACUAUGAUUCAUAUGUUCUGAUGUGUAUGAUUAGCGCUAACAUUAUAACAAAUUCAAAUUAUUGAAAAUUGUUGUUCAUUGUUAUUGCCAUUAUGGUGACCAUUGAUUAUGAAAACAUUAAAAAGUAUCCUACUGUGGAAUGUGCUCUUUGUGGAUUUGUGUUUCGUAAUAAAACAAGUAUGAAAAAUCAUCUUGAUUCUAUGCACAAUGGAAAUAAAACUGUAUCAGGGUUUAUAACAAAAAGACCUCGAAAAUGCACUGAUUUACAAUGUAUGGAAAAAGGAUGCAAAUGUAAAUUUUACAAUAAACAGCUCUUUAUUAGUCAUUUAAAAUUUGACCAUUGUAUUGAUUUUGACAUACGUAGUUUGAAGUUCACUUCAGAAGAUGAAUUUCUAACAUGGAAAGAAGACUUUGAACAAGAAAAUAAUAGUCGUUAUGUCCGUGUUACUGGUUGCAAGACACUUCAGGAUGGAAAAAAACUUUCUUAUUACUACUGUAAUAGGUCUACAUACUUCACUAGUAAGUCUAAAGGAGUGCGAAAGCGAAGUACUCCAGUUAAAGUAAAAGGAUUAUGUACAGCAUCUAUUAAAGAAGUCAAAAACAAAGAUGGCUCUGUUGAAAUAUUAUUAUGUGCUACACACUAUGGUCAUGACAUAUCAUCUGAACAUAUGAGAAUGACCAAACGUGAACGAGAAGAAAUUACUGAAUUAAUUCAACGAGGAGAUCAUCCAGACUUUGUCAUCAACGCUGCUCGUGCCAAGGCAUCAGAUUCGCUGGGACGUGUUCAUAUGUUAAAUAGAAAAGAUAUUAAGAAUAUUGAACGUAAAUUGGGAAUUAGGCAUCCAGAUUAUUUAAAACAAAGGACAAUUAAUGAUCUGAGCACAGAUAGGUGGAUUUUGAAAUUACAACGUACUCCUGAUAAUCCUAUAUUGUUUUAUAAGCCUAAUAAUGUAACAUGUGAACACUUAGAACCUAAUGAUGUUAUGUUAAUAUUUAUGACUCAAAAUCAGUACAAUUGGAUAAAUAAAUUUGGAACUGAUGGAAUAUUCAUGGUGACUGAAAUGAGUAUGGUUCGUGCUCAGUUAUAUUUGACUGUACUGUAUGUGUGUGAUGAAUUUAAUGUGAUGCUACCAGUAUGUUUCAUGAUUUGCAACGAUAGUAAAAUUUAUCAAUCAUUUUUUUUAAACAUCAUUUUUAAUAAAAUGGGCUCUAUUUAUGCUAAAGCUUUAAUUACUGAUGAUAACUACGACUUGUAUGAAAGUUGGUGCUCAAUUAUGUCACCAGUUAAGCAUGUUAUUAACCAAAGAUACAUUGAUAAUCAAAUAAUAGAAAAGCUUCAAACUGAUAUUGAAAAACAAGAUUUACAACAUGAAAUUUAUGAUAAAAUAUGUUCAUUUUUUAAUGGAUCUGAUGAAAGUAUGAAAGAAGAAAUUAUAAAUUAUACUAAUAAUAACCUUAAGAUGAACAAUGAAACAAAACCAUUUGGAAUAUUUUUUGAUCAGAUGUUUGCUAGUAGAGCAGAUAUGUGGGCUUUCUGUUAUUUAAAAGAUUCACUUAACUUAAAUCAAAUGAUAAACAUUAACACUGUUUAUAACCAAAUGAUAGUACUAUGUGAAAACAAAAAACAUUUUACUCCAAAUUUGUCAAAAAAUAUGCACAUUUUCUUUACAGCUCUCUUAGAAAUUCAGAAAAAUAGAAAAACAAAAAUUGAUGAAAUCAAUAUUAAAAUUUCCAACAACCACAAAAACGCAAUGUGUUAUCCAUCUAAACUUAUUUUCCCCCUCUCUAAUAAUAAGUGGCGAGUUACACUAGAAGAUGGUACAAAUAAUGGUUAUGUGACAAUUACUCGAAAGUUUUGUAAAAUCAUUGAUUGCAUAGUCAAGUGUCAAGCAUGUUACAAUAUCUGUGCCCAUAUUUAUGAAUGUUCAUGCAGUCGAGGAGAAAUUACUAUAUGUGAACACGUUCAUAUGUUAGGCAUCUUCAACAAAAGGUCACUAGUUGAUGUGGACGAACAAUUGAAAGAAGAAAAACUAGAUGUUGAAGAUAUGAAAACUAAUAUUUUGUUAAAAUUAAAACGAAUUCUUGGCAAUAUAGAUUUUGUCAAUGAUGAAGAAAUUCUUAGAAGAAUCAGUGUGUCAUUAAGUAGAGUAGAAAAUAGUGUUAAUAAAGUAAAAAAUGACGACAAUUGGUAUGAUGAUUAAUUGCUAUGAAUUACUCAGUAUUAUUAUUUAUUAAGCUUUAUCAUUGAUUUUAUCAAAUUAAUGGUAUUAAAAUGAUUUGAUUAAUUUUUCAUAGAUGCUUUUAAAAUGUUAAGUGUUCCUUUUUCAUUUGUAAUGUAUGUCUUUAAAUGUUUUAUGUGUUACCUACUAAUAACAAUAUUUAUUUUGUGUAUAAUGUUUAAACCAUAUUAUAGUCAUAAUUUGUUGAGUUUUCUGACAGCGUAGACCUAGGAUUUUAAUAUCUAUGUUUAGUACCAAUUUUUUAAUAACAAAUUAUGCAUAACUAAACUAAAUACUAUGUAUUAUUUAAGUAAUCUCAUCUCAUCUCAUCUCAUUAUUAUAUAAACUACUUUAUAAGUACAUUAUUUAUCUAAAUAUGAAUCAAAGACUUGUAGUGUUAUGAACAUAAAUUGCUUUUUAAAUUAUGUUAUACUUAAAACUAAAUGUAUGUAUCAAUAUAACCUGUGUGUGACUAUAAAAAAAAAAUUAUAAAAACUUUGUUUGUCAAGUAUAAAAUUAUA